Molecule: messenger RNA, 678 nt
Organism: Zasmidium cellare ATCC 36951
Lineage: Eukaryota; Fungi; Ascomycota; Dothideomycetes; Mycosphaerellales; Mycosphaerellaceae
Exons: 3
Coding region: 1-678 (225 amino acids)
Source: RefSeq, a predicted model, not a curated record
AUGACCAGCGGCCACAGAUCACAGAGCCUCAGUCCCACCUCAAACUUGUCCGAGUAUGAUACCAUUAGUGAAGUUCGCCGUUGGACCAGGUGGCCAGGAACUCCCAUCCGGCACCACGACUUUCGUCCGUCCGCUGGCCGCGACUCGCCUCACGAAAUGCACAGAUGCGCACGCUUGCAAGGAGAACUAUUGGCUUUUCAAAAUAGCGCUAAGAUCCGAGCGAGUAAGAAGCACUGCGGCUCUCUCAUGACGACUUAUAACGGCAAAUGUACAAGUACAAGGAUCCAGAGCAUCCUGGCUUUUACUAGUGUCGGCUACACCCGUAGCAGGGCGAAUGACGGGUCGGCUGACACUAGUGCCGGCUGUAGCUGUAUCCAACGAACCAGGCACACGGGAUUGAUUCAGAUUCCAGAUUCAAGCGAUGUGCAGCAUGAACCAGGUCCAAACGCCGGCUCAGUUGCCAACAUUCCCCAGGCAGCAAGGUGUCAUUUGCCAUCGAUUCUUCAACCGAUUGCCGUGCAUGCUGUUCGAACGUCGUCCCUAGCGGUACGACCUGUCGUUCGCGGCCACCACAAUCUAUUUGCAGCUGCUCGAUCCAGGGGUGCCUUCGAUCCGGCCUCUCGGGACCCUCGAAGUCAUCGUAACUCCCUGCAUCGGAUCUUCCCAUCUCGCCCAUAA